ACAAAAGUUUAUGAAUAAACUCCUCUGUAAAUGAGGGAGAGAUAGAGAGAGGGAGAUGGAAGAUGAGGAUUCAGUAAUGGAAGUUUUAAGGAUGGUGGAGCCGGAAGAGGAGUUGAAAUGCGAGGAGCAGGAGGAGCUGAGCAAGCACAAGAAUAGUAAUAACGGCAGAAGCAACAAGAGUAUAAUCGAGGAGCUGGCGGAGAGGCUGAGGAGCGCCGGAGACUCGGAGGAGGCGAAGAUUGAAGCGGCGAGGGACAUCCGGAAGCUGGUCAGGAAGUCUCCUUCCUCCACCAAGACUCGCUCCCGCUUCGCCGCCGCCGGCGUCAUUCCGCCUCUCGUCCAGAUGCUCUGCCCCUCCUCCUCCUCUCUGCCCGCCCGCGAGGCCGCUCUUCUCGCCCUCCUUAAUCUUGCAGUCCGUAACGACCGAAACAAGGUCGGGAUAGUUUCAACUGGUGCUAUCCCGCCUCUUGUGGAGCUUCUGAAGUGUCAAGAUGGUCACUUGCGGGAAUUGGCAACGGCUGCUAUUCUGACUUUGUCAACAGCUGAUUCCAACAAGCCAGCUAUAGCAGGAUCUGGAGUUGCACCGCUUCUCACUCAGAUGCUCAGCUCCGGUAGUGUUCAAGGAAGAGUUGAUGCUGUCACAGUUCUCCACAAUCUCUCCACCAGUGAAGAAGAUCCUAAGCUGGUUCUUGAUGCUAAAGUGGUGCCCCCUCUGAUAAAUCUUCUAAAAGAAUGCAAGAAAUACUCCAAGUUUGCUGAGAAAACCACAGUUCUUCUUGAAAUCCUUUCCAAUUCUGAUGAAGGAAGGAUUGCGAUUACAAAUGUAGACGGUGGGAUACUAACACUGGUAGAGACAGUUGAAGACGGAUCUCUUGUUAGUACAGAACACGCAGUUGGAGCUUUGCUAUCGUUGUGCCAGAGCUGCAGAGACAAGUAUAGGGAGCUCAUACUCAAAGAAGGGGCAAUUCCAGGUCUUUUACGUUUAACUGCAGAAGGCACUCCCUUAGGCCAGCAGAGAGCUCGAACUCUUCUGGACUUGCUUCGCAAUUCCCCUCCCGAAAAGAGACUGACAUGCUCGAUGCUGGAGAGAAUAGUUUACGACUUUGCUGCACAUGUCGAUGGAGCAGAUAAAGCUGCCGAAACAGCCAAGAGAUUAUUGCAAGACAUGGUUCAUAGAAGCAUGGAGAUGAGCAUGAGCCGAAUACAGCUACGGGCAUCCUCUUGUACACCUUCUUCAAAGAUGUCAGUAUGAGAAACCAUUUCAGCCCAGCCGAAAUUUUAUCUCAGUAUGUUCACUAUCCUGCAAUUUUAGCUCACUAUCGACGUGUCGUCAUAUACUACUACUAAUCUCUUAGAUAGUCUACACUGUUAUGGCAAAUACAGUAUAACACUGCGCCAUUUGAGGUGAUUUUAUGACCUCAAAUGGCGCAAUGUGCGUUGUAUAUCUCUCUAACGCAGAUGAGUUUGUGUAAAGAUUUUGCUUCUUGUACAUUCGCCUA
Molecule: messenger RNA, 1499 nt
Organism: Ipomoea nil (Japanese morning glory)
Lineage: Eukaryota; Viridiplantae; Streptophyta; Magnoliopsida; Solanales; Convolvulaceae
Product: U-box domain-containing protein 2
Exons: 2
Coding region: 56-1252 (398 amino acids)
Cellular component (GO): nucleus; cytoplasm
Molecular function (GO): protein binding
Source: RefSeq, a predicted model, not a curated record